ACCUGCGACCUUAGAAAGGGUGCUGAGACUGCAAACCAGGAAGUGUCAGAAGCACUUUAAACUAUAGCAGGACUGUCUUUUAUAAGAAAAAGUAUCUUAUAACAAAAUUUGAAAACCGAAACAAUGAUUUUAUUUAGCUGUCAUCGCAUAGUCUGAACUCUGCUGCAGAUAACUUGCAGCGUACUUAGUAUACAAAGCUCUCAGGGCCAGAAAUUGAUCUUCUGACUUUUGAACCUUAUCUGAUUGCUGCUUGGUUCAUCUUUAUUUUGUUAAAGUACCCUGUCGGUUGCAACAAGGAGACAUUACGUGGGUUCACAGAGCUUGACCAGACAGAAAUUCUGGCAGCUGCUCCAGCAGGACGAUGGCACUGAGCGUGGCAUAAGUGCUAAAGAAAUGGAAAACUUGCCCCUGCCCACUGAGGAUGCUGUGCAGCCAAGAAGUCCAGGAAGAAGCAAUUUGGAUGACUCUGGAGAGAGAGAUGAAAGAUUAUCCAAGUCCAUCAGUUUUACCUGUGAAUCAAUUAGUCGGGCUUCUGAAACAGAGUCAAUGGAUGAAAACUCACCCAAAGAGGUAUUAGGGAAAGAGGAACCCCAAGGUGAGAAACAAAUCAAAAAGGGCUCUUUGUUAACUUCAGAAAUGAGGUUAAAUAGAAUGCCAUCGAAAUCACUGGACUGGAAUAAGAAUGAAUACCUUUCUCUGGACAAAAGCAGUACUUCAGAUUCUGUUGAUGAAGAAAAUAUUCCUGAGAAAGAUCUUCAUGGAAGACUUUAUAUCAACCGUAUUUUUCACAUCAGUGCUGAGAGAAUGUUUGAGUUGCUCUUUACCAGUUCACAUUUUAUGCAGAAAUUUGUCAAUUCUAGAAAUAUAAUAGAUGUAGUAUCUACUCCUUGGAAUGGAAAGCCUGGAAGUGAUCAACUGAGAACCAUAACCUACACUAUAGUUCUUAAUAAUCCACUUACUGGAAAAUGCACAACUGCCACUGAAAAGCAGAUACUGUAUAAAGAAAGCCGGGAAGCACAAUUUUAUUUGGUAGAUACAGAAGUACUAACACAUGAUGUGCCCUACCAUGAUUACUUCUAUACCCUGAAUAGAUACUAUAUCAUCCGAUCUUCAAAACAGAAAUGCCGGCUGAGGGUUUCCACAGAUCUGAAAUACAAAAAGCAACCAUGGGCCUUUGCCAAAUCUUUAAUUGAGAAGAAUUCCUGGAGUUCACUGGCAGACUAUUUCAAACAGCUUGAAUCAGAUUUGUUAGUGGAAGAAUCUAUGUUAAGUCAGCCCAUUGAAGACCCUGGAAAACUCAGUGGCCUACGAAGGAGGAGGAGAACAUUCAACCGAACAGCAGAAACUAUUCCUAAACUUUCUUCUCAGCAUUCUUCUGGAGAUAAGGGCUUAGAUACCAAAGGGGAUAUUACAGGAAAGAAAAAAGAAAUGGGAAGUUAUAGCACUGCUCUUAUUGUGGUGAUAAGUAUUUUUUUGCUGUUGCUAGUUCUGAUGAAUGUGACACUGUUUCUAAAGCUUUCAAAGAUAGAAUAUGCUGCUCAGUCCUUGUACCGCCUCCACCUCCAAGAAGAGAAAUUAAAUUUGGCUUCCGCUAUGCUGUCAAGAGCAGAUAACAUUCAAAAUAAUAAAGACCAGGCCCAUCAUUUAAAAGGAAUGCUACAAGACUCCAUUGUGAUGCUUGAACAGUUGAAGACCUCACUCAUCAUGCUUCAGAGAACCUUUGAUUUGCUCAAUAAGAGUAAGACGGGCAUGGCUGUUGAAAGCUUGUGAUCAUGAAAAAAUGAAAUUGUAGAGAUAUUUGGAAUUGAAAAGAAACAUCUAGAAGAAACCAGAGAAUGAAGGAUUUUAAUUGGCACAGUAACAUUUCCAUAUUUUCUCAUUAUAGGUACUUCCAAUAUGAACAUUUAUUUUAAUAACAUUUCUUUUGUAGUCUCCAAUGGCCUUAAGAAUUCAUUUUACUUCAUAUACAUAAUUCUAAGCUGUGAAUUUCUUCAGUGAACCAUGAAAUACAUUGUGAAUUUGAAUUUCUGUGAUACAAAGAGAAAAUGAAACACUCUGAACUGGG
This is a messenger RNA of Erinaceus europaeus (western European hedgehog), 2065 nucleotides long. RefSeq names its product GRAM domain containing 1C (gene GRAMD1C). The record is from RefSeq and is a predicted model, not a curated record. The coding region runs from base 394 to 1770 and encodes 458 amino acids. Gene Ontology annotation, cellular component: plasma membrane; endoplasmic reticulum-plasma membrane contact site; endoplasmic reticulum membrane. Gene Ontology annotation, molecular function: sterol binding; sterol transfer activity. Lineage: Eukaryota; Metazoa; Chordata; Mammalia; Eulipotyphla; Erinaceidae. The transcript is spliced from 13 exons. Gene Ontology annotation, biological process: intracellular sterol transport.